This is a messenger RNA of Ipomoea nil (Japanese morning glory), 705 nucleotides long. RefSeq lists its product as uncharacterized. Lineage: Eukaryota; Viridiplantae; Streptophyta; Magnoliopsida; Solanales; Convolvulaceae. The transcript has 2 exons. The coding region runs from base 1 to 705 and encodes 234 amino acids. The record is from RefSeq and is a predicted model, not a curated record.
AUGCGAGCCAUAGCUGACGAUCUUGCCUUGGCUCAGUGUCCGGUGUCUGAUGAAGAUUUGCUCGUGUACAUCCUGACUCAGCUAGGAGAGGAGUACAACUCCAUUAUUUCUGCGGUUCGUGUUCGUGAGAAACCCCUUUCAUUGGGUGAGUUAGCCGAUGUCCUAACUGACUAUGAACGUCAGUUGAAGGACGCAGACGAUUCCCGCCAGUUGUUAUUGGCAACUGCUAAUGCCACUCAGCGGACCUCGUCUCCUCGGAACAACCGGCAACGAAAUACCACUCGUCAUGAAACAAAGGUCUGCCGAAAGCUUGCUAGGUUCCUAAAAGAGCAUAAUGUUCUCCCCGCACAGACUUCGUCUACAGUCCAGUCCUCGCCGGCAUCUCCACCCUGGCUGUUUGACAGCGGUGCAUCGCAUCACGCCACCUCGAAUCUCGCGUCACUACAAACACUCUCCGAGUACAGUGGGCCUGAUGAGGUUCGCCUGGGUGACGAUAAUUCCCUUCAAAUUUCUCAUAUUGGUCGAUCUGUUAUUCCUACUCUGUUUUCCGUCCUUGCCUUAGAGAAUGUUUUGCAUGUCCCUCAGUUACACACUAACUUGGUUUCCAUAUCUAAACUAUGUCAGACUAAUCACGUCUCUGUUGAAUUUUUUGGCUCCCAUUUUCUUGUUAAGGACCUUCGAACCGGGACUGUGUUGCUGAAAUGA